GUCACGGGUGGGUAGCGGCAGGUAACUUCCUUGUCUCUGAUAACCGCCGGCCCCUCCCCACCCCACUCGCUGCGCAAGGCCCAAUCACCUGCUCAGCCUCGACCUCAUCUGGUGUGGCUUCACCGAACAUCGGCCAUCCACUGACCCCUCCUGCACCAACCUCCCCCACCCCACCCCCGGCUGACCUGUCUGACGUCAUGUCGAGGCCGCACGUCAAAAAGCAGAAGCCCAAGCCCCGGCCUCGGUCACGGCCCCGACUGUUCGUGCCCUCGCCACUUCCGCUGGCGCAGUCAGCAGUGAACGCUCAGUGGAGCCCUCAACCCAUGGCCCUGGAGGAGCUUCUGAUGGACUACUCACUGCCCCAGAUACUGCAGUGCCGGACCCCCAUCUUGCGGCCUCCUGGUGACAGGUCCACCAUGCCUGUCUCCAUGGAUACGCCCAUUCUGCUCGUCCGCCAGCACAGCGCGCGCUACCUGCUGGCCCGAGUCGUGGACGUGGAGCAGCGAGGCCGAGCUUUCACCGAGUCCGGCGAGUCCGUCGUCAUUCCGGAGGACUAUGAGGGUCAUUUUCUCCGCCUCGACUGCCGCACUACAAAAGACAAGUCCCGGGUGCGCCCUCUGGAAGCUGUCGUCAACAGCGACACGGCGGCAUUCGUCAAUCUGUCCAACAUCACCUCGUACCCAGCGAACUGUGACCCGCGGGACAGGUCGCACCUCAUCUACACCAUGGGCAACGUCUUCCUCGUGAACGACCCAACGCCGCCGUCGUCGUCGACGUCAGAAGUGGCCAGCGAACGCACCGCCCUGUCCUCCGCUGCCGCCUCCGCCGUGUCUCGCGGCUCCAGGCCCUCCGCGAGCGGCAGGGGGCCCCUGUGCUGUGUCGACGAGCGAGGCACGUCCAUUCGGAUUCCGACCAAUCAGAAGGCGGAGGUGGUGGCGGUGAAGAAGAACGUUAACGGCAGCGGGAAGCUGUCCAUGAGGGCGGCAGAGAUCCUGGCUGUGGAGAAAUUCCCGGUGGUGAUCAGGUUUGCCUACGGCGAGCGACCGCUGCGACUAGCUACGGCCACCCGACUCUUCACCCUGCUCGACUCAUUUCAGGAGACAUCUCUGAUUGGCUGUGCCAUCGACGGCGGCCAAAUGACCAUGCUGGAGAUCCCGCUGAUGUCGUCGCUGCAGUUCCAGGUGGCGAUGAACCGUGACGAGCUGCUGGGCCAGCCAGCCUUGGACAACAUCUUCGAGGCGUGUCACGCUAGAUGUCCAGCCUUCGCACGUGACAUCAAGCUCAAGUACAAGUUCGCCCACAGAGUGCAGCGAGGGAGUCCGCGCAUGAUGAAGCUCCACGAGGACGAUCUGCCCAGCGCAACGGUCAGAACCAGGCUUGACGUCACAGAGUCCUACGUGUACGUGUGACGCCACCGACUGCUUUUGCGUGCACGUGACGUAACAGAACCCCAUAGACACGCACGCGCACACCUGACGUCUCCAACGUCUUCAUGUACGUCUAAUGUCGCUGUGUCACACCUGCAAAUAUGACAUCAUAGAACGUUGGCGCAGUGACGUCACAGUGGCCCACACGUACUCGUGUGGCGUCACUUGUGGUCAAGUCAGGCAGCGGCAGGAAUUGUGUGUCAGCGUGGAGACGAUGCCGUGAGUUGUCAACGUCCUCACCUCCAUCUCCAGUCCCACCACAAGACGUUUUCUACCAGUUCCCAGAAUGCCACUCUUUUCGAGAUGACAGCCGCGGGAGAUGACAAUGUUACAAACUCUGAUCCUUGUGAGGCCCUUCAAAAGCCCGCCACCAAUAAGACGAGCAUUCAAACAAUAACGGUCAAUCACGUGACGACUGUGUGGAAGUGUUGAUACAUGACGUCAUGAUGAUACACUUCAUGCAGUCUUGUUUCCCUCCAUGUUGUCUUCAGUCCGAUUGCUACAUUCAUACAGUCUGAAAGCAUCCAUUUCAUGAAAUCCUUACAAACAGUUAUAAAUAAAA
This is a messenger RNA of Pomacea canaliculata, 1989 nucleotides long. RefSeq lists its product as uncharacterized. Lineage: Eukaryota; Metazoa; Mollusca; Gastropoda; Architaenioglossa; Ampullariidae. The transcript has 5 exons. The record is from RefSeq and is a predicted model, not a curated record. The coding region runs from base 198 to 1409 and encodes 403 amino acids.